Schistocerca americana (American grasshopper) is the source of this 1986-nucleotide messenger RNA. RefSeq lists its product as uncharacterized. The transcript is spliced from 3 exons. The coding region runs from base 1363 to 1950 and encodes 195 amino acids. Lineage: Eukaryota; Metazoa; Arthropoda; Insecta; Orthoptera; Acrididae. The record is from RefSeq and is a predicted model, not a curated record.
UUCUGUAUUAUGAUUUUACAGUUUCAUUGGAAAUGACUUUCCUUUUCCACAGUCAAAGUUUUCGUAGAUCUACCCAUAUUUCUGGAUGACCCACACUGUUAGAUAAAUAACACCAUAUUACUCUUCUUUCCAUUGAUUUCCCGUUUUUCGCAGUUCUUUCAGGAAAUUCUGUGUCUUGUUUGUGCUGACUGAUUCAAAGUUUCUUGAAUCUAUACAUACUUCUUCCAGGUCAGCUAUCGUGUGAGAUACAUAAUAGAAUAUUGUUUGCCCUUUCUGUUUUCAUCUAUAAUGAAACAACACUCUCCAUUUGAAAUUGUCUGUCGUCUGUGCUGGCUGCCAUGUAAAUGCUAAAAAUUCUAUCGAAACGUACUCUCCUCCACUGGAGGACAGAUACACCUAAUACAAGAGGAGAGAUGAAGUUUUGUUUUCGUAAUUAACUAGCUUAGGAUCCAGUUUACUUCCGACAAUUCGUCAAAACAGAGACAGAAAGCAGCUGUGUAGUGAAAAACAAGUUUCUCGAAGUGGUUGCUGAGCCUCUAGCAAGCUGUGUGUGCUGUGGGAGAGUGGAGAUGAAUUUUAUUUCGUACUUAGCAGCUUAGGUUUGUGUUGACCUCCGACAACUCGUAAAAACAGAGGGUAGGAAGCUGUGCGCUGGAAACGACGUUUGUCGAAAGGAUUUUUACGCCUCAUGGAAGACGUGUUUGUUACUAAAGAGAGCAGUGUUUCAAACAAUAUGUUUGCGUUCAGUUCUGAAAAUUUGUAAUCACAGUGAGUGAGGAGUUGUGUGCUGUGUAGCAGGGUUAUCGGAAAGGUUUCUAAGUCUCUGGAAACAUUGGGUGUUCCUUAAGAGCACAGGUGAACUCUUUUUAGCAGUUUACGUGUCCGCUCGCUUCCUAGAGUUCAAGAGACAAAGGAAGAGAGAAUGUGUACUUGAAAUCGAGUUUAUCGAUAAGGCUUCUAAGACUCCACGGGUAGUGUGUAUUGUUAAAGAGGUCAGGAGAACUCCUUUCGCAUUGGAUGCUAAGGUUACUGUUGACUUCCGACAGCUCGUCAAAAUGGACUGGGAAAAAGAGAAUCUGUGAGUUGAAAAUCACGUUUGUCAAUGGGUUACUAAGGCAGAGUGUGCUGCUGCAGAGGGCAGGAGAACUUCUUUUGGCACUUCGCGACUUAGGCUCCCGUCCAUUUUCAAGAGAUCCACGAACAGAACAGAGAACGUGAACUGGGUAUAACGUUUGUCGAGAAGGUUUCUAAGCCUGUGGGAAGUAGUGUGUGGCUGGAGAGGACGGGAGAACUGUUUUCCUCGCUUGGCAGCGUUCAGGUGCAGUUCACCAAAACAGGGAGACCGAGGGCUCGAGGCGAGGCAUGGAGGCGGUGCUGGACGCGUACUUCGACGAGGUGUUUCCGCGCGUGGCGCGCGACUACCUGCUGGCGCGCCACCGGCGCAAGCAGCUGGCGGACUACUUCGGUCACGUGGUGGCCGGCUGGUGCCGCGCCGGCGUCGGCGACGGCGAGGGCGGCGCCGGGCCCGUGUCGCCGCAGCUGGGGGCGGCGCGCGCCGUGCGGGCGGCCGUGCGCUUCCACCGCCGCACCAAGGCCGACAACGGCGGCUCCGUCUGCCGCAUGGGCAAGUUCCACAACAUCCUCUACGUGGCGGCCCGCAUGUGCGUCGACUGGCGCGUGCAGGACACGGAGGCGGUGUCGGAGCUGCUGGCGGAGAUCUACGCCUGCGAGCGCACCCUGGAGCGGCUGUUCGCGGGAGCGGUGUUCGGCCCCCGGGCGACGCACUUCAUCGCCGGCUGGAAGAGCGACUUCGGCGACGGAGCUGAGGGUCUGGCGUGCACGCAGUACUUCCUGCAACACGCCGCCGCCGCCCGAAUGCAGUUCCCGGACGCUUACAGAUAUCUUUCUGAAAUUUGGGACGCCUCUCCUGACUGCCUUUUGGGUGACUGAAGGGUGCGGCGGCGGGCGACGAGCGGCCGACGUCCC